Molecule: messenger RNA, 582 nt
Organism: Danaus plexippus (monarch butterfly)
Lineage: Eukaryota; Metazoa; Arthropoda; Insecta; Lepidoptera; Nymphalidae
Exons: 2
Coding region: 143-511 (122 amino acids)
Source: RefSeq, a predicted model, not a curated record
UGAAUGAAAAUGUUGCUUGUUCUAGUGAGUUUGAUAAGUUUCGAGGAUACAUUGCAUCACAGCAGACGGCGCAUCUUAUAUAAACAUAAGAAAAAACUAAACGAGACAUUCAAGUCACAGCUGUGGUACUAACUAGCUCAAAAUGAAAUCCUUCAUCGUAGUAUGCUGCCUGUUCGCGUGCGCCCUCGCCGGCGUCCCCCGUGAGAAGCGCGGCUUCCUGGGCGGGCUGCACUCCUCGGACGUGUACAGCGGCUACUCCGCUCCCAUCAUCAGCCUCUCGGAGCCCGUCCUCGGCUACUCCGCGCCCGCUGCCAAACUCGUCAGCGUCAACAAAGUGGUCAACUCUCACCGCGUCGUGGACGUUCCUCAAGUAGUGAACGUCCGCAAGGUGGUAUCCGUGCCCGAAGUGGUGUCCGUCAACAAGGUCGUGGCCGCUCCCAGCUACAGCUCCUACGGCGGCGGACUGGGACUGGCUUCGGGCUGGGACCACGGAUACUCUAGCGGAUGGUGAUCAUCUUAGCGCUCAAAUUCAAAGUUUUCUACUGCUACUAUUUAUUUGAAAUAAAUAUUAUUUUUACAUAA